Messenger RNA from Dreissena polymorpha, 2156 nucleotides. RefSeq names its product tetratricopeptide repeat protein 39C-like. Bases 111 to 1892 code for a protein of 593 amino acids. The transcript is spliced from 13 exons. Gene Ontology annotation, biological process: cilium assembly. Gene Ontology annotation, molecular function: protein binding. NCBI's taxonomy places the organism in Eukaryota, Metazoa, Mollusca, Bivalvia, Myida, Dreissenidae. The record is from RefSeq and is a predicted model, not a curated record.
CGGAUGUCACCUUUGUAUACAAUAUGGCCGACUACGGGAGUAACGUCUAACAGAAACGUCAUACUUUUAAAGAUUUUUUCAUAUGGUUAUCUGGAUUGUAUUAAAUCAAAAUGGCAGAGCCGAAUAAAGAAACAAAUGAAAUUGAAGAAGCGAACAGCGUGUCAGAAGCGGGCAGUGUUGAAGAACUUGAUGUUUUCGAUGAUAUAGCGGUUGCGAAAGACGGAAUUCAUAAAUUGCUAAACAACCAAUUUGAAGAGUCCUUACAACUCUUCUUGAAGCAUAAAGAAGAAAGUCCCCUGAUGCACGCUGGAUACAGCUUUGUGUUUUUUAUGCAAGGGUUGAUGUCUUUUGAAGAGGAACUUAUGGACAAAGCUUUAAAAGCACUUGAAGAAACAGAGAAAAAGUGUGAAGUCAGCGAUGGCUUUGUUAAAUCCAUCCGCAAAAAGUUUUCGUCAAAGAAGAAAAGGGAUAAGAUGUCACAGAUUAGUGUAGAAGAGCGUAUUCAGCGUCAGAUUGUUGUCGGGGACUCCCUCCUAUAUCAGGCCAUUCUAGUCUUCACUGGCCAGGACAUUCCAAGCUACAUCAAAGGUGGCUGGCUACUCAGGAAAGCUUGGAAAAUCUACGAAAAGAUCUACAAAGAGGUGACAGGUUUGAGAGAAAAAUCAAAACUGAAGAAAUCUGGGUCAAAAUCGAGUGUCUCAGAUGUCAGCACUACAUCAAAAGGAUCAGAAGGCCCGAUUGAUGGCAACGACAAUGAAAUCCCGUCAGAGGUUUUGGACAGACUGCAAGGGGCUGUGAAUUUCGGUUACGGAACAUUUCAGAUUUGUAUAUCAAUGAUUCCACCAAAGAUAUUGAAAGUCAUUGAAUUCUUAGGCUUUGAAGGGGAUCGUGAUGUAGGAUUACAGUGUUUGAAUUUCGCAUGUAAUUCAGAUUCCAUGAAUGCCCCACUGGCCACUCUGGGGUUGUUGUGGUAUCAUACAGUUUUACGCCCAUUCUUUGCACUGGAUGGAGCCAAUGGAUAUGAUGCAGGAUGCAUUGAGGCAGAGGCUCUAAUAGAAGCCAAGGUUGACUCCUUUCCAAGCUCGUGCCUGUUCCUGUUCUUCAGGGGACGAAUACAUCGACUUAGAAAACAGACAGACUUGUCUCUGAAGAUGUACAGUGAUGCCUAUAAGGCUGCGGGUGGCCAGAAGGAACUAGAACUAAUGUGUCUCUAUGAAAUAGGGUGGUGUAGUUUGAUGCAGUUAAACUGGAGAGAAGGCCUGAAAGCAUUCACCAGGCUUCGUCAGGAAACCAAGUGGUCCAAGUGUUACUACACUUACAUGGAGGCUGUGUGCUUGGGUGGCAUGGGUGACAUCAACGGGGCAUUCCAGCUCUUCAAGCAGGUACCGGGCCUCCUAAAGAAGAAGAACAACCAGAUUGAGGCGUACGUGUCAGCCCGCGCAGAGAAGAUGAAGCGUGCGCAGCCCAGUCAGGAGUUCUGUCGCCUGCUGACCCUGGAACUGAUCUUCCUGUGGCACGCCCUGCCCACCCUCACAGCUGAGGAGCUCAGACCCUACCUUGAUGUGUGUGACAUGCAGACAGAUCCCAAGUCACUGCACAUAAAAGCUCUGCUAGAAGGUGCCAUUUUUAACCAGCUAGGGGAAAAAGAUAUGGCACUUCAGUGUCUGGACGAGGCAAUAGCACGUCACAGUGGUAUGAAGGAUGAUCUCCACAUCCCACCAUUCGCUCUGUUUGAGAUGGCGUCCAUCCACAUGACCAAACCUGAGACUAGUUCAAAAGCUCAAGCUAUGCUUUCGGAAAUCAAGGAGAAGCAUAAGGAUUACGAUUUCGAGAAUAGACUCACGGUUCGAGUGAACAACGCACUCAAGCAGCUGAAGAAAGCGUCCGCGUAAGAAACAUCAUCACACUGACUAGUCUGAAACUCUAGUCUGAUAGCGAGAGAAUCAUAGUAUUACCUGUAUAAGACUGUUUAAUGUGGAUUUUUUUUUGUAUAGAAAAUCAAAGUUUUGUUACUCGCAGAGAAAUUUUGAAAAAAAAAUAUGAAGAAUUUUGUGUUAUACAGUUGACUUGGAUCUAGAAAUGUUUAUAUAAAUUAUUAUUUAUCUUACAAAAUUGAAACAUGUUGAAUGUAAAUGUAAAAUAAAUUAACAACAUCA